AUGGCCUCCUACUUCGAGGAGCACGACUGCGAGCCAGGCUCCGGGCCGCCGGAGACGCUGCAUCGCCGGGCGCUGCUGGAGCUGGCUAGGUCUCUGUUCCACGGCCUGGAGCUCGACCUGGGCUCCCUGCAGGGCGGCGACUGGGCGCACCGGCUUCCUCCCCCGGCUGCCAAGCGGGUCGUCGAGGGCCUCCCGACCGUGCAAGUGACGCCGCUGCAGGCAGGGGCAGGGCUGAAGUGUCCUGUGUGCCUGCUAGAAUUUGAGGAGGAUGAGGUAGUCAGAAAGAUGCCCUGUGAGCACUUCUUCCACACAGACUGUAUUCUUCCGUGGCUUGGAAAGACCAACUCCUGUCCCCUCUGUCGUUAUGAGCUGCCUACUGAUGAUGAAACAUAUGAGGAGUUCAAACAGGACAAGAUGCGGAGGGAACAGCAGGCACACCGACUGGAGUACCUUCAUGGGGCGAUGUACACAUGACACAGCUAUUCCCCUUGAGCCCU
Molecule: messenger RNA, 497 nt
Organism: Euleptes europaea (tarantolino)
Lineage: Eukaryota; Metazoa; Chordata; Lepidosauria; Squamata; Sphaerodactylidae
Gene: RNF181
Product: ring finger protein 181
Exons: 5
Coding region: 1-474 (157 amino acids)
Biological process (GO): protein ubiquitination
Cellular component (GO): cytoplasm
Molecular function (GO): ubiquitin protein ligase activity
Source: RefSeq, a predicted model, not a curated record